AUGAGAGUUGAAGAGUUUGUACAGCAGCAGUCAGAGCUAAAAACUGGAUUCGAGAAAAAGGAACAAAGUGUCGUACCAAACAACAUUACACUGUCUCCUAUGGCGCCAGCAUUUGUUCCAAAACAAGACUCAAGCAAUGGACAUAUUAAUGAAGUGUCUAAGUUCCUCGCGAAGAAAGAUUUAUUGUGGUGCCGACUCAAAAAAUUUGACGACCGUCCAGAAUACUUCACAGGAUGGAAAACAAGUUUUAAAAAUAUUGUGAGUGAACUCAACUUAUCAUCCUUUGAAGAGUUAGAACUGUUGAAUAAGUGGUUGGGACCUGAAUCAGCGAGAUAUGCACAAAGCAUAAGGACCGCCAGUGUGAAUCCUGAUGUUGCUUUAGCCCGACUAUGGGAACGCAUGGAGGACAGGUAUGGUAGACCUGAGAUGAUCGAAGCGGCACUGAAAAACAAACUUUGGGCCUUUCCGAAACUGAGUAUUAAGGACAACAAAAAUUUAUAUGACCUCUUAGACAUCGUGUCAGAAAUAGAAGCAGCAAAGGAAAUUCCACACCUGUCUUCGCUUUUCGCAUACUUUGACUCGUCAAGUGGAGUGAACCCCAUUGUGUCAAAGCUCCCUUACCAAAUCCAAGAGAAGUGGACCAGGCAUGCAAACAGCUUCAAAGAAAAUCAUUACAUGACUUUUCCACCCUUCCAUGUUUUCUGCAAAUUUCUCCGUGACACUGCACGAAUGAAAAAUGACCCAUCCUUUUACUAUGACAAUGUGACCGAGAACGCCAAAGUUGUUCAGGACGGAAGUCGACGAAAGCCUCAGUACCCUACAGGUGCUUCAUCUAUCGCCACAAGGAAAACUGACACAAACGCUUCAAGGCCCAUGGACAAGACAGAACACACACAACUGUGCCCCUUACAUGAGACUGGCCAUUCAUUGAACUCUUGUCGUGCCUUCCAGAAGAAAACCGUUCGAGAGAGAAGAGAGUUCCUUAGAUCAAAGGGAAUUUGUUUCAAAUGCUGUGAAGAGAAACAUCUAGCCAAAGACUGUCAGAAAACGAUAAAGUGUAAUAUCUGCAAGGAGCCAGGACAUGCCACCGCCCUGCAUGUUGGAAAACGCGCAAGUGACACUGACAAUGACAGCCAGGUGAAGACUGUAUGUACACAAAUUUGCGGAAACGUACAUAAAACUAGCAAAUCCUGUGCUAAGACUCUCUUGGUCAACAUCCGCCAUGGAAACAACCCGGACAAGGUGCUACGAACGUAUGCGAUAAUUGAUGAACAGAGCAAUCGGUCAUUGGCAAACAGUGAUUUCUUCAACUUCUUUGGUGUGGAAGGUCCAGACAUCCAAUACGAACUUACCUCAUGUUCCGGGCAGUCUACUCAAUCUGGAAGGAGAUCGGCGGGAUUUGUUAUCUCAUCUUUGGACGGAAAUUCUAGUCUUCGUCUUCCACCAUUAAUGGAAUGCAACUAUAUCCCAAACAACCGGGAUGAGAUUCCGACACCGGAGGUCGCGAGAUCUUACAGACACAUGAGAGACAUUGAGGAGGAAAUAGCCCCUUUAGAUCAGGACGCAGAGAUAACAUUGCUAGUUGGCAGAGAUUUGUUGCCUGCUCACCACAUUUUAGACCAAAGACUGGGAGACUCCGACUCUCCAUUUGCUCAAAGAUUGCACCUAGGGUGGGUAGUGAUUGGUGAGGAAGCAGACAUAUUCGCUAAGACGAAGCAUGACGACUCACCAGGCCUCUCCGUGGAGGAUAAGAAAUUCGUCGACAUCAUGGAGCAAGGUUUUGAAAGAGAUUCUGAAGGAUGUUGGAGUGCACCACUUCCAUUUAGAGAAAACCGACCUCUUCUUCCGAGCAAUAGAAUUCACGCACUUAACAGGGCAAAUCUACUCACCAGAUCUCUUCAGAAAGACCCUGACAAAAAGCAGCAUGUCGUAAAAUUUAUGAGCAAACUCCUGGAUAAGGCCAUGCUGAGAUUGCGCCACCACUUUCUUCUCCAGAGGAGGAACAUUGACAAUGAUGUAGAGAAAGAACUUACAGAGUACAGAAUGAAGAGACAUGUCUUUGGGAAUAGUGCAUCCCCAGCAGCAGCUACCUUGGGACUGCGCAGAACUGUAAGAAAUGCUGAUGAGGUUGUUAGACAAUUUGUGAGUAGAAACUUUUAUGUCGACGAUGGGCUCUUAUCCGUAGAUACAGUUGAGGAAGCAGUUAAUACAGUCGCAAAAACACAGAAAAUUCUCAUGGAGGAAGGAAAUAUCAGGUUGCAUAAAUUGGCUUCCAAUGAUCCGAAGGUAUGCGCGGCAUUUCCAAACAAUGACUUAGCCAAAGAACUCAAGGAUCUGAACCUAGAUUUAGAUGAAACACCCCUUCAACGGACCCUUGGUGUGAGCUGGAAUUUGUCUACAGACAUGUUUACAUUUCAAGUCUCGCGUACUCUUCAUCCUUAUACAAAAAGGGGAGUACUUGCUACUAUCAACAGCCUUUAUGAUCCAAUUGGAUUCCUCGCACCUGUUAUAGUCAAAGGAAAAAUGAUACUACGUGACUUGAUGGCAGAGAAAUUAGACUGGGACGACCCACUCCCCAAGGACCAGUACUCUCUAUGGUGUGAGUGGCGAGAGUCAUUGCCAGCGUUAGAGGACAUAGCAAUACCAAGGGCUUACGCUUACAUCAAUUGUGCAGAGGUCUUGCGAAGAGAACUACACAUAUUUGCCGAUGCGUCACAAAAGGCAAUUGGUGCAGUGGCCUACAUGAAGACUUACCAGACAGACGGCACCCCUCAUAUAGGAUUUGUCCAGGCAAAGGCAAAGGUGGCACCCGUACAUGAACACAAUUCCACGUCUGGAAUUGUGUGCAGCUGUGUUGGCAUCUCAACUGAAAAGCACAAUUUUGAACAACCUAGAUGUUGA
Molecule: messenger RNA, 2901 nt
Organism: Saccostrea cuccullata (small rock oyster)
Lineage: Eukaryota; Metazoa; Mollusca; Bivalvia; Ostreida; Ostreidae
Exons: 3
Coding region: 1-2901 (966 amino acids)
Molecular function (GO): zinc ion binding; nucleic acid binding
Source: RefSeq, a predicted model, not a curated record